GUCCUCCUCCCGAUAGUGGUCACGUGCCGUGUUUCUGGCUGUGCAGCGCACGGGCUUGUUUGUCCCUUGUGGUGAGCCGUACAGGAGGCGUCGUUGUGUGUUUUGGGCCGGGAGGCAGGCCAGUGUUGUGUAUACUGGGGACGCCGUGUACAGCGGCUCUCGCGUCGUGGCCGGCAGCGCUCGUUCAAUGUCUUCUCCCCUGUCAGGAGCUUAUGUGUAACGCGGGACAGCCAUUCCCGAAGUGGCCGCUCUCUCAGAGCAUGUAUGAGCCGUACUCUUCCGCUGUGCUCCGGCCUCCAGCCAGCCUCGGCUACUAAGCUGUGCUGCUGGUGUAUGGGCCUGCUCCCUCAGCCGCUCCAUGGCCUUGUAGCCGGUGGUCCCUGGUGUGUAUCCGGUGCCUGCUCUUACUAUGACAGGGGGACACCACUUAGCUUGCUCUUUCGAGAAACCAGUCAUGUCACAAACAUAUUAACAAAAUAUGUGGAGCUUUAGUCAGAUUAAAUCCUGCUAGAUCACUUCAGGCUGUGCCCCCUUUUGCAGGAUAUCCUGAGGUUCAAAAUGGAAAAUGACAGCAAAUAAAAAGAGUCUUUGCAGAAAGGGUAAUUUUUCCGACUGGUCUACAUCAUGGUCUUUAUGGGGAAGCUCAAGUGGUUUUAUCUUUAAACGACACAAUGCUUCUUUACCCAAAAAGUCAACUAGUAAAACUGCUAGGACAUUAAAAACAGUCAGCAAAUGUCAGCAUAUUGGAAGCAGCCUUGUUAAACAAGUGAAGAAAAGAAAGAUUGCACAUCAAACCUCUACAUCAAAGUGUGUGAAAAAUAGCAGCAAUAGUGGAAAGGUAGAGCCUGAUAUAAAAAAGAAGGUUGCAGAGCACAUUUCUUCUGCAAAAGGCUUGAAAAGGAUCUCCAACAACUCAAAACUUGAAUGCAAUAGGAAAUACCCUCAGUGUUCAUCAAACACUGGAGCUCAGACUGGCCCAUUAGUGAAAACCAAAAAGCAAGUAAAAAAAGUUUUAAUUAUUACACCUGAUUCUGGCAACGCUGCUUUCUCUACAACAAAAAAGAACAGUAAAAGGUUUCAGACGAAGGUGGAAUGUCCCUGCGCCCGUGUAACUAAGGAGCACAACAAAAGUCAAGUGUUAAAGAAAAAAUCAUUUGGAAUUUUAUGGUUGCGGAAAUGCUGUAAUUUGCUUAUGAUGCCUAGAAAAUCAUCUCCGUUUACAGGCCGUAUCGGAUUACAUUCUCGUAAGCUUGGUGCAAGAAAAAGCCUUAAAAUAUUAGGUUUGUGGCUGUGGUUUUGCAAACGAUUUUGGAAGUGCCGUAAAAAUCUAAACAGUAACUUUGAGAAAUUAAUUUCAUAUUUAAAGCUUAAGAUUCGACGACCUAUUAAGGUGGUAAGUAGGGCAUACGAUAUGAACAAUAACACAUCAGGAAUUUUAUGCGAAAUACAACCACGCACAACCAACACUUGCCUACGAGAUGAGACUGUUAAGCUACAGAGAGUGGACAGUGAGACUCAAUUUUCAAAUGUGGCAGCAAACAGAUCGAUAGCAAGAGACAACCAGCAGCCGGCCCUCUGCAUAGGUGCUCAGUGGGGUUCUGAGGACACUUUGCAAAAGAAAUUGAUUGACGUUCCUGGUAUUAAUAGUUAUCCUGAUGAUAUGUGUUUGCUUUUAACAGAAAAAGAGGUAUCUAUAUCUUCCCAGGAUGAAGGAGAUGCACAGGGAGAUCAGGAUGAAGAGACAAUGCUCCUGGCUCCUGAUAAAAUAAAGCCAUGUACAAGUGAAACGGUUGACUUUCAGUACAAUACAGAAGGAAUGGAAAAUGGAGAUGAUCCCUGUCCCAUGGAAGUGGAUGAGAACAGCAGUUCGGAUGUAUUUAACACAAAGCUACUAGACCACCCUUACUGUAAAAGUCCUUUGCAAGAGACUUUACUUGACGAGGAAUUAGACAUUGCAGAAAAACAGGGCUUAAAGAAUGGCCAUAAAAUAAUCAGUAAUGUCACUGAUGAUCAACUGGUGUCCUCGAUUUGUGGUCUUCUAAAUGAGACUGUGAAGAAAUAUGGUAGUUUAAUCCCAUUGUCUGAGAAAGAUGUUCUGACUCGAUUAAAGGAAGUCUUCAAUGAGGACCUUUCCUACAGGGCUUCCUUCAUCAACAAAGAAAUAUCAAAAUACAGAGCCAAGCAUUCCAAGACUACUGCGUGCAGUUUCCGUGUCUUAUACAAUAAACAUGUGCUUGAUAUGGAUGACCUCACUACCCUCGAUGGACAAAAUUGGAUCAAUGAUCAGGUUAUUAAUAUGUAUGGUGAGCUAAUCAUGGAUGCUGUUCCAGACAAGGUUCAUUUCUUAAACAGUUUCUUUCACCGGCAACUUAUGACCAAAGGUUAUAAUGGUGUAAAAAGAUGGACUAAAAAGGUGGAUGUGUUCAAAAAAAUCUUGUUGUUAAUUCCAAUUCACCUAGAGGUUCACUGGUCUCUCAUUACUGUGAAUAUACCCAAAAAGCUAAUUUCCUUCUAUGAUUCCCAAGGCAUACAUUUUAAAUUCUGUGUAGAGAAUAUUCGCAAAUACCUAAUUACAGAAGCCAAGGAGAAAAGUUACCCAGAGUUUCUUGAUGGAUGGCAGACUGCUGUUACCAAGUGCAUUCCACAACAAAAGAAUGACAGUGACUGUGGAGUUUUUGUCCUUCAGUAUUGCAAGUGCCUCGCUCUUGAACAGCCUUUCCAGUUCUCCCAAGAAGACAUGCCUCGUGUGCGGAAGCGGAUAUACAAAGAACUUUGCGAAUGCAAACUUAUGGAUUAAACAUCAAAGCUGCUCUUCUUUCUUGACCUUUUGGAAAAGUUCAAGCUCUACUUGAAUUACUGAAUACUUCCACAACUUUAAAACCAUGAUUUUAGAAGGGUGGAUAACCCUCCAUCGUUACCUCAGAUGUUUAAUUUUCUUGGGACAUUAAAAUGGUCAGCAUCACAUAGCUGACGCUGAAAUAUUUGUGGCUUCAGUUUGUUUUGUGUAUUUAAUAUUUAUUAUGUAAGCAUGAAAAUAUGCAGACGCAUGCAGCAGUAAAACAGAACUGUAGUUUCAAUGCACCUUUUGACUUGUAGAUAAGUUACAAAGAAAGUUUUAAUUUUAACGAAAUGUAUAAAAUUAGCAGGUACAUUUUCCUGUAAGCUCAAAAAUCUGUAUUUACUUGUAAAUGUUAUUCCUGUGGAAAAAAAAUAUCAUGCAUUACAUAUAUUUUGACUAGACCUGUUAUAUUUACAUUUUGUUCCAUCUUUUAUAGAUAUUUGCAACACUUGUUUGCAAACAUGUAUUUUAAGAGUUUUUUUCUUCUGCCUUAUCCAUAGUGCUCUUUCAGUUUAUUUUUGUGUGACUAAAUCUAAUUUUCAUAUUUUUUCCCUAUCAAUGUUAAUACAGAUUAAAACAGGAUCUGCAGGAA
Molecule: messenger RNA, 3431 nt
Organism: Rana temporaria (common frog)
Lineage: Eukaryota; Metazoa; Chordata; Amphibia; Anura; Ranidae
Gene: SENP5
Product: SUMO specific peptidase 5
Exons: 11
Coding region: 566-2797 (743 amino acids)
Biological process (GO): protein desumoylation
Cellular component (GO): nucleus
Molecular function (GO): deSUMOylase activity
Source: RefSeq, a predicted model, not a curated record